This is a messenger RNA of Nicotiana tabacum (common tobacco), 1659 nucleotides long. RefSeq lists its product as uncharacterized. The record is from RefSeq and is a predicted model, not a curated record. NCBI's taxonomy places the organism in Eukaryota, Viridiplantae, Streptophyta, Magnoliopsida, Solanales, Solanaceae.
UAAGUUUGAAUCCUUCAAGAGCAAAAGCUCAAUUUAUUCAAUGUACUGAAGCUUGAAAAUUUCGUUCAAAGCAUUUCAACAAGCUAAAACUUGAUUCGUUCAAAUAAUUCAAGGAACAUAAGUGUAAUUCCAUCAAAAAUUUGCGGUUCUAAAAUAGUACGGUGUAAUCUUUGCCAAGAAUAUUAUACGGAGUUUUCCCUACCCCAGAAACUCUGAGCGAGGAAGAGCACAAGUAAUCUGAUCUGAGAACCUUUGUGAUCAUAUACAGCCAUGGGUUCUUCUUCUCAAAAGUGGGUUAUCGGGUUACUUCUUUUCUUGAGCAUUUUCUUGGAAUUGACUGCCAUCACUUUAGGUGAUGACAAGCUUGAAGAGUCGAGGUGGGGUAAUGAUAAUGGUUGUGGAUAUGGAAGGAGAGGUUGUGGUGGAUAUGGUGGACGCGGUGGACGUGGGGGAUGGGGAGGACGCGGUGGACGUGGUGGUCCAGGUUUUGGUGGUGGUAGAGGUGCAGGUGGAGGGUUUGGAGGCGGAGCUGGAGGCGGUGGUGGACUAGGUGGAGGAGGAGGGUUAGGGGGUGGUGGAGGAGCUGGUGGAGGUCUUGGCGGAGGAGCUGGAGGAGGUCUUGGAGGAGGAGCUGGAGGUGGACUAGGUGGAGGAGGAGGAGGAGGAUUAGGGGGUGGUGGAGGUAGAGGAGUUGGUGGUGGAGCAGGUAGUGGAGGAGGGUUUGGAGCUGGUGGUGGUGUUGGUGGUGGUGCUGGCACUGGAGGCGGUGUUGGAGGAGGUGGUGGCUUCGGUGGUGGUGGAGGAGGAGGUGUUGGUGGAGGGUCAGGUCAUGGCGGUGGAUUUGGAGCUGGAGGAGGUGUAGGAGGUGGUGCAGGAGGAGGACUUGGUGGUGGAGCUGGUGGAGGUGGAGGUAGUGGUGGUGGGGGAGGUAUAGGUGGUGGUUCUGGACAUGGAGGAGGAUUUGGAGCUGGAGGUGGUGUUGGUGGUGGUGUUGGAGGAGGAGCUGCAGGAGGAGGUGGUGGUGGAGGAGGCGGUGGUGGUGGUGGUGGAGGAGGUGGUCUUGGAGGAGGCUCAGGACAUGGUGGUGGAUUUGGAGCAGGCGGUGGAGUUGGAGGUGGUGCCGCUGGAGGAGUAGGAGGUGGAGGUGGAUUUGGAGGUGGUGGUGGAGGUGGAGUAGGAGGAGGAUCAGGCCAUGGUGGUGGUUUUGGUGCGGGUGGAGGCGUAGGUGGUGGAGCAGGUGGAGGAUUAGGAGGAGGAGCUGGUGGAGGUGGAGGAUUAGGAGGUGGACAUGGUGGAGGAUUAGGAGGCGGACAUGGUGGAGGAUUUGGAAUUGGAGUUGGAAUUGGCAUAGGAGUUGGUGUUGGUGCUGGAGCCGGAAAAGGUGUGGGUGUAGGAAGUGGAUCUGGCAGUGGUGGUGGCGGCAAUGGCCGAUGAUAAAUCUCGUAGUUACACAACGGCAGUACCAAGAUGUUGUUCUAGUCGUUAAAGUUGUUAAGAUACAGCUAUUAAACAAAUUAAUGAGUUUGUAUUAUUGGCUUUUGUAUGCAUUGUGUUUUGUGUUUUCUGUAAUUUCCAAUGUAACAUCCUCAUAUUAAGAAAAGAAGCUAAUUAAGAAGCUUAUGCUACUUAUUCCUUUGCGUCUAAGGAAGUAAUCUCAAA